Molecule: messenger RNA, 384 nt
Organism: Ogataea philodendri
Lineage: Eukaryota; Fungi; Ascomycota; Pichiomycetes; Pichiales; Pichiaceae
Exons: 1
Coding region: 1-384 (127 amino acids)
Source: RefSeq, a predicted model, not a curated record
AUGCUGAUCAGCGGCGGAGCGUCGAACUUGCUCUGUGGCUUCAACAAACUGCUAAGUUGGCCACCAGCACUGUUGGGCUUGAUAUCUUUCUUGGUGAACAUCUGGUUGUCCUCAACAUCUGCGGUCUGCAACAGACUAUCCAGGUUGUUGAAAUUGGCGUCGCUCUUCGCGUUCAGGUUCAACCCGCUGAGAUUGGUGGAGAUGCUCUGUCCAUCAAGCAUCGGACUGGAUCCAAGAGAAAAUGGCGACUGUGAAAGCAUGGUAGUCGAGUUGAAUGUCGUGGAGAGGUUGUUUGGAACGUUGUAUCCGCUCAUCAUUGGCGACGAAGGAAGCACCACUGCCUCUUCGAAAGUUGGGAGAUCUUCGUCAAUGUCUUUGUUCUGA